Molecule: messenger RNA, 969 nt
Organism: Diutina rugosa
Lineage: Eukaryota; Fungi; Ascomycota; Pichiomycetes; Serinales; Debaryomycetaceae
Exons: 1
Coding region: 1-969 (322 amino acids)
Source: RefSeq, a predicted model, not a curated record
AUGGAUCUGAGUGAGGACGACUUCCAGGUCGACUUGCGAGACCUUAUCUCCCAGCUGCCAAUUAAGAAGACUACCACUCGAGAACCGCCACCGGCUGUGCUGGGAGUUCACUUACGAGUACCUGACCUCGGUCCCCCAAGUCGAGUGGGGCUCUCUGAAGAGCUAUUCCAAGUGACACGCAAUCUACGCAAAAUGGACAGAAUUCUCUCGACCCCAGUCACUUACAGACGGACCCCUCGCCCUACUCGACUUAAUAAUGAUAAGGUGAAUCGGUUUAUAUCUACUUUGCGCCAAAGCAACCCCGAUUUCGCUCUUGACGAUCAAUUGCGUGGGCGCUACUAUGGGCGCAACGGGGAUACCAUGCCACCUCCGCCGGGACAGCUGACGGCGAACAUGCUGUCAUCAUUAGAUUCCCAGCUUGAAUCAUUUCUCGAUAAAGAAAACAUUUUCCCAGAACCGACGAAAAAGCUUUCCAAAAAGCAAAACCAGCAGCUGUCAUCUAACGCAUUAAUCCUUGGCCGGGUCGAUCUCAACUCAGGCAAGAGGAAACGGGGUCUGCGGACAAUGUCACUAUCGCCCCCUCUUCAACGUCUGCCGACUCCCUACAGUGACCAAGAAGACGCCAUUGAAUUUGCUCAGAGACUGCCGAAACGGCGAUGUGUGCCUCAGCACAGGUUUGUCCGCCCGCAAAGGCUGCUGUUGGUGUCGGGACGGCGACAUGGUAUCUACAUUGUGGACUCGCUGACCGGCAGUCUUGAUGAAGCCACGUCAUACGCCACCGAGCUCAAUCUGCUGGCACCCGGAGAAUUCCAGUAUCCCGAUAACCCCAACGAGAUUGUCCAUAUUCCCACCGAGUCACUUCCUAAGAAAAUGGCCAUUAUUCGCAUGGUGGAGACUAAAUCAAACCCAUCGGAAGCCACUACUCGAGUGAAAAAGAAGGUUCAAUGGAAAGAGGACCUCAAGGAUUAA